AUGAAUAACAACAACAGAAUCAUUCAUAAAAGUAGUAGCUACACAAAUUCAGUAACCCUAACAGAGAUUAUCCAUCUAAAUAACCCUAACAUUAACAAUUACCAAAACCAAAAAGAGGAGCCCAUUACACAAUUCCAGUUCAAUAUCACCUACCGCACCAUAGUCACCAGCUGCUACGGCCACGUGUCAAACGAAGACGGCGACUACACCCCCGACGGAAACACGCCGGACGUGGUCUACUACCCAGCAUCAGAAACCUUGUCAGAACCAUUAGGCGUUGACAAAAUGCAUAGUUUUGAGGCAACUUACAAGGCUCUCUCACCCAUUUUAUCAACUAUUGGAGUCAAACGUCGCAGUGCCAGAACCGACGUGGCACAGGCUGUUACUGAGUUCUGUAAAUGGUUUAUUAAUGCCAAAAACAAGUAUUCAAGAUUGGUUGUGGGUGCAGUGGCGAUCGAGAGACAGGUAGAGCAAUGGGAGCGUAGUAUGGAUGAUGAUGAUAUUAAUGAUGAAUUUUAUUGGAUGGAUAAUAUGGAGAUUGUGGAUUUACAUCUUGAUGGUUACAGAGUUGGAGAGGAUGAUGAUGAUGAUGAGUUAGGAAAGAGUUGUGCAGUGUGUUUGGAAGAAUUUGGAGUGGGAACAAAGGGUGCGAGGAUGCCUCACUGUUUACAUUUGUUUCACGUGAAUUGUAUUUGUAAUUGGCUUCGAAAGAAUUUAUCUUGUCCAGUUUGUCGAUCUCAGUUAGAUAUUAGCUCUACUUAA
Molecule: messenger RNA, 762 nt
Organism: Cannabis sativa
Lineage: Eukaryota; Viridiplantae; Streptophyta; Magnoliopsida; Rosales; Cannabaceae
Exons: 1
Coding region: 1-762 (253 amino acids)
Biological process (GO): protein ubiquitination
Source: RefSeq, a predicted model, not a curated record